Molecule: messenger RNA, 2687 nt
Organism: Anopheles maculipalpis
Lineage: Eukaryota; Metazoa; Arthropoda; Insecta; Diptera; Culicidae
Exons: 2
Coding region: 6-2483 (825 amino acids)
Molecular function (GO): protein binding
Source: RefSeq, a predicted model, not a curated record
AUGCCAUGGUACUGCUGCAGCGUGCUAAGCCACUAAAAAUGAUACAGCUCUACUUCACAGUACUGUUUUGCCUGCUGUCAUCGGCACUGUGCGCCGACUGGAGUGCCAGCUGUCCGCUCAACUGCAGCUGCAAAUGGUCGAACGGCAAGAAGUCGGCCAUCUGCAAUGGUGCCGACUUUACCGCAGUACCAUCGAACCUCUCGACCGAGAUACAGGUGCUGGUGCUGAACGACAACAACAUACCGUACCUAAACCGGGAAGAGUUUACCUCGCUCGGGCUGGUAAAUCUGCAGAAGAUACAUCUGAAGCACUCGCACGUGAAGUACCUUCACCGGGAGGCGUUCAAAAAUCUGAAGAUACUGGUCGAGGUCGAUCUUAGCGAGAACGAGAUCGAAACGCUCGACAAGCAAACGUUUGCCGGCAACAAUCGAUUGCGCAUCAUCAACCUGUACGAUAAUCCGAUCAAAAUGCUGGUGGCGGAACAGUUCCCGGUGUUGCCGUACCUGCGCAACAUCGAUCUGCACGGCUGCCAGUUGCGGUACGUGGCGGAGACCGCCUUUUCCAACCUGGACUUGCUCGAGUUUCUGGACCUAUCGAAGAACCGGCUCGAAAGCUUACCGCACCACGUGUUCAACCACAUGAAGAAUCUCAAGACGCUGAUAUUGGAGGAGAACUGGUGGAACUGUGACUGCCAUCUGCGGGACUUCCGUAACUGGUACCUGAACAGUUCUCUCAACCGGCGCAGCCUAAUCUGCCAGCGACCGUUUGCGCUGAAGGGCCUCUCGUGGGAGUAUCUCGAGACGGAACAGUUCGGCUGCAUGCCGAUGGUGGAGAUCUUCCGCGACGAGUACGAGAUCGAGGAUCUUGGCACGAACAUCACGUACAAGUGUAUGGUGUCGGGCGAUCCGGAACCGAACGUCCGGUGGGACGUGAAUGGGAAGGAUGUCGAUCAAGACAAUGCGAUCAUCGAGACGGAGCGGCACGUUGCGUUCGAUGGUAGCGUGACGAUCUGGAGCAACCUGACGAUCCUAAACGUGACGAACAACGAUUCUGGCUUUUACACCUGUACCGCACUGAACCGGAUCGGGUUGGCAAGCAAAAACUUUAGCCUCGUCCUGCCGGAGGUGGUGGAGCGCGUUAUCAUAAAGACGCCGGAAACGUUCUGGUACUUCGGGCUGAUACUGGGCAUCUUCGGUACAAUCUUCGGACUGCUGUCGCUGUCGGUGGUGGUGUGUUUGGUGAAGCGGAAGCUACGGAUGCGCCGCCGGCGGAAAACGAUCAAGAACAGUGUGAGCUUCAACGAUCAGGAAAAGAAGCUGCUAGACCUCAGCAUUACCACCAACGAGCGGCAGGAGUUUAGUGCGAGCGAUGUGGUGACGCCCUCCACCAAAACUGAUUCGACGAUUGCGAUGGAACCGGUGCAGAUAACAAUCGAGUCGAUAGCGACGUCGAAGCGUGAGGAGUACCCACUGAAUGUCGGUGUGUUUCCGCCGCCACCGGAGUUCUGCACCCAGAUGAUAUCGAACCCGACGAUCAGCAACAUCUACAUCUCCGUCUCGGUAACGCAGGAUCCGCUCGAGGGUGCGGAAGUGAACAUGUACCCCGACCUGCUCAACAUUCCCAACCGGCAUCAGAAGGGUCCACCAAAGAUUUCGCCCGUUAGCGUGACGUCCUACGCGACUUUACCACGCAAAACGGCUACGGUUGGUGGUGGGCCACGCUGCUCCAUUACGUCCGGUCACAGUUCUGGUUCGAGCUCGAGCGGUACCACCGCCCAGCUGCUGUCGGGCGGUAAACCAAGCGGAGGUGUCGGUGCACCACCGUCGACCGGUUCGCCACUGUCCUGUACGCCCAGCCUGCUCGCGACGGAAAUCCCACUCACGGAAGGCAUUGUCAAUUAUGCGACCACCUCCCUGCGCGAUGACUCCGGGUGCGAGAUGUCUGCGUCGCCGGUGCCGUCCAUGUGUGCCGAAUGCAGCAAGGUGAUGAAAGCGACCAGUACGUCCACGUUCGCCGGUCCCGCCACGUCCAAGUAUGGUGGCGCAUCGUCCCGCACACUGUCGGGCGUUGGUGGCGAUCUCGCGACGAUGGCUGGUAGCAUCAAGUGUGAGAAACCGCUCGCCUGUCUCAAGUACGACAAUAUGGGCCGCCGGUACACGGCCAGCGGCAACUCGACGCUCUCGCUGCCGGACGAGCUGAAGUCAGCGGCCGGCCCGCCGGCGGGCGUCGGCACGUUCGUCAUCAAACAGCAGGAAAUCGAAACCAUUGUCGAGCAGGACGAUCAUCCCGCGAUGGAUGAUGGUGGCCGGCUGGAGGAACAGUUAGAAUCGUCCGCUUCCUCCGUGUCGGGUGUGCCGGGCGGGAUGAUAGGAGCGGCAGCAUUAACAGGACCACUAACCGACACCCAUGACGGGGGGCAGGAAACAUCUGGAGCAACCCAGCGGGGUCUAUUCGUCGUGGGUAAUGAUUUUGUUUCGCUGUAGUCGUCGUCGAUACCCCCGGCAAAGCCAACCCUAUCAAGUGUCGGUAUCCCGUCGGCGACCGUAGGCAGGGAUCACCGGACCGAGCAACCAAUCCAAACCAUCGAACUUAAAUUGUACAAACGUAUUUAUCCAUCUUCCUUCCUACCACCUCGCUAUCCGGACCCGACUAGCACGUACACAGAAACUCACCUUUAUUAGCUGAUU